UUCAUGACAGCCUUAGUAUAUGAUUGUUAAAUAUAAAUUCUUUUGCGCGCUACUUCUUGCAACAAAUCCAAUAAAGGGAGAGGGAGAAACAAAUCUUUACUUGUAGAUAUGAAAACUAAGCAUGGUAGUAAAAUUCCUAUUGUCAUUCCAUAUGACAUUGAGAGAGCUGUAGGUCCCGGGUCUAGGGACAUUAUUAACUAUUGUGGUUUGAUUAUUCGUAGCACUAUCUCAUUCAGAGAUGGUGAUUGGCAAGAAAUAAUCACAAAACAUGGUCAUGCAAUGUGGUUGAAGGUUAAGGUAAUGAUUUGUUAAUAAAGUUAUAUCGACUUUUUAUCACAUGUUUUAUUUACUCUCAAAAGCUUUUCGUAUUUGCAUUUAGGAUAAAUUUGAAGCUACCGGAGUUCGAGAGCAUGUAUUGCAAGCUCUUGUUGUCAAUAUUAUGAAAAGGCUUUUUAGAACAUAGAAGACUCGAUUGCAUGUUGAAUACUCUCGCUAUGCUACUGAUGAAGAGAGAUUAUCUCAUAGGCCAAGUUAUGUUUCACCUGAGGAUUGGGUGUUUCGGUUAGGACAUUUUGGAAGUCCGAAAUUCAAGGUAACUUGGUAAUAUAAAUAUGUGAAAAAUUACUAUUUCAAUUCUAGUUCUUAAUUUAUGGAUAUACUUUCAGGCUAUGAGUGAGCGAAACAAAAUAAAUAGGGGAAAACAAAUAACUAAACACUCAUGUGGUCAAAGUCAUUUGCUGAAGUGGAGGAAUCAACAGUACAAAUUAAUUUAGCACAAUAAUAUUUUAUAUAUUUGUCAUUCCUUUUUAGGUCACGUUAUGUACUUAAAAGUUUUCCUCUACUUUAAUAAAUCGUAAAGAAAUCCGGUUAAUGGACAAAAGGCACCACCAGAUCUAGUUUGGGAGCUCCAACAUACUCGUAAGAAUGACAAAGAAGAACUGGUGUGGUCACAUCCACAGUCGCAGCAAAUUCAUCGGCAGCUCCAAGAAAUUAUGGAGCAACAACAAUUUGAAGAAAAUCCGAUGAAUGCAGAUGAUAUUUUAGUUACUGUACUUGGCGAAUGAACUGGCUAUGUUCGUGGAAAGGGUACGGAAAAAGACCUGCAAAAAAGAGACGAGUGCAGCAGAUAGAAUUAGAAGCUAGUAUGUCUUCUGCAAUGGAAAGCAUGCGUCAAGAUAUGCAAGCUGAAAUGGACAGAAAAUUACAAGAAGAACGUGAACAAGCUGCUGAGUUGCAAAGAAAGUUAGAAGAACAAAUAGCUGCUGAAUUGUCACGGAAGCUAGAAGAUGAUCGUUUUGAGUUACAAAGAAAGCUAGAAGAAGAUCGUACUGAGUUGCAAAAGAAACUAGAAGAGGAGUGCGCACACAUGAAUCUACAACUUGAUAAAAGAUUUCAAGAGCAGAUGGCUACGAUGAUGGCUGGAAUUAAGGAACAAAGAACUUCAACAAUGAAGUUGCAGUAGAGCAGUUUACAAACAUUGGAGUAGUUCGAAGUUUUUGGAGUAUUUUAAAGAAAUUUUAUUCUUUUUAUUGAGGACGUGCAUGACAAUGUUACUUUAGAUUGUUUACACUUUUACCAAUGAAAAGAUUAUAUACAAUUCUAUUUCGUGAAAUGUAUUGUCACCACUAUAAA
Messenger RNA from Nicotiana tabacum (common tobacco), 1632 nucleotides. Lineage: Eukaryota; Viridiplantae; Streptophyta; Magnoliopsida; Solanales; Solanaceae. The record is from RefSeq and is a predicted model, not a curated record.